AUGCUUCGAUCUUUCCGCUCCUACCGCGACUUUGAUCUAUAUACUCUCCAGCGAUCGCCGGCAGCUUGGCAUCAGUUUGUAUGCUGGCGAACAUGGGCUCAACAGCAAGCGGCUAAUCCACAAACACGCAUCAAGCGGGGAUCCGUGUUGCGCGUUCAAUGUAAUGGAUUUCUACGCAAUUAUCGUCCAUGGAGGUCUCCGUUCCCGAAUCCACGCCCUCCUCAAGAGACUCUUGACAUUGUAGCACGAUAUCCGCGUCCCCGAGAUGCCGCGGUUGACGAAGCGAUUGCACGAGCGUCUCAGAUAGACAACCAUCUUACAUUCGAGAUUAUAGAUGUCAAACGCGCGGGUCUAGACUAUUUUUCUCAAGUCUUUUUUGGCAAGCUAGAAGGGACGGAUACAGCCAUCUGUGUCAAACUCUUUGACGAGCGCCUUUUUCCGUGCAGCCAGCAGCCCGAAUACGGCGAAGGCGUUGAACCAGAGCUGCAUUUAUUUGAUCUCAACUUUGCGGACGAUAUGAUGCGUCGUGAAGAAGGGGUGUAUUGUGACCGUUUACAAUAUCUCCAAGGGUCCAUGAUCCCACACUGCUAUGGGUUCCAUGUGCUCACACUUCCGGACGGAUGGGAGGUGCUUGGUUUCUUCAUGGAAGUCAUAGACGGACCAUCGUUAUGGGAAGUUGGGCAGCAGAACAGAUCUCCGGAUUUCCAAGCAAGUGUGGUCACAAGCGUGCGCCAUUUGGUACGAGCACUUGGAUUUGCAGGAGUCGAUCAGAGAGAUUGGCAUCUCGAUCAGAUUCUGUGUCCUAGAAACUUCCCGGUAACUGUUCCUCCCCACGGAGACGAUGACGAUGCUUGUGUGCAGUCACACAGUGCGAUUCCUUCUCAUCUCCCAAUGGUCCUGAUCGAUUUUGCAUUUGCGCCACAGAAGUUGGGGGAAGACUGGUCUCGGCCUGGGUACCCUAUCCACAACCCUUCAGUAGUGAAGCUCACAUUGUAUGAUGAAAUCAGGGUCCCUUACGACGUCAUCAACGACCAUUGGCUACCGAUGAUGGAAGAGGAAUAUUGA
Messenger RNA from Heterobasidion irregulare TC 32-1, 1065 nucleotides. RefSeq lists its product as uncharacterized. Lineage: Eukaryota; Fungi; Basidiomycota; Agaricomycetes; Russulales; Bondarzewiaceae. Bases 1 to 1065 code for a protein of 354 amino acids. The transcript is spliced from 3 exons. The record is from RefSeq and is a predicted model, not a curated record.